Messenger RNA from Artibeus jamaicensis (Jamaican fruit-eating bat), 2013 nucleotides. It is a transcript of the gene CCDC92, whose product is annotated as coiled-coil domain containing 92. The coding region runs from base 502 to 1446 and encodes 314 amino acids. The record is from RefSeq and is a predicted model, not a curated record. The transcript is spliced from 4 exons. NCBI's taxonomy places the organism in Eukaryota, Metazoa, Chordata, Mammalia, Chiroptera, Phyllostomidae. Gene Ontology annotation, cellular component: centriole.
CGAGCCCACGUUACCUAGGGCAACCGCAGUGCGGCCGCACCUGAGCUGUGCGCCUGCGUCCCACCCGCCGUACCCUCCCUCCCCUCUGUGCGGUCCCCUGCCCCGCCGCUGCAGCGGGAGGGGGGCGUCGCCCCCUCCGCGUCCAGUGAGUAUCGAUCGUCCUCCCCCGCCCCACCCCGCAGACACAGACCCGCCGCCGCGCCGGCGCCUCCGCCGCCCGCCCCGUCAGCGCAGCCAGGCCUCGCCGCCCCGGCCCCAGCUCCCAGCGUGCACAGCGGCGAACGCUCGGGUGGGAGCCGGCGAGAUGCGCUCGGCGGGCGGCGCCCACUGACCUCGCUUGGCGGCCCGGUCGGGGCAGGGCCGGAGCCGGGAGCCAGCCCCGCCCGCCGCCCCGCCCAUGGGCCGCCGGCCUUCGCUGCCACCCGCCCGGAGGACAGAGCCGAGGGGGGAGUCGCCUGAAGGACCGCGACGGCCGCGCCCGCAGGUCACCUGGAUGCCAGCAUGGCCACCGCAAACCUGGAGAACCAGCUGCACAGCGCGCAGAAGAACCUCCUGUUCCUGCAGCGGGAGCACGCCGGCACACUUAAGGGCCUGCACGCCGAGAUCCGGCGGCUGCAGCAGCACUGCACAGAUCUGACUUACGAGCUGACACUCAAAAGUUCGGAACAGACAGGAGACGCCCCUUCCAGGAGCAGCGAACUGCAGAGGAGAUGCGAGGAGCUGGAGGCCCAGCUGAAGGCCCAGGAGCAGGAGAACGCGGAGCUGCUGCGGGAGCUGGAGCAGAAGAACGCCAUGACCGCGGUGCUGGAGAACACCAUCAAGGAGCGGGAGAAGAGGUACCUGGAGGAGCUCAAGGUCAAGAGCCACAAGCUGAACAUGCUGUCUGGCGAGCUGGAGCAGCGCGCCGGCACUAUCGCCUACCUGACCUCCCAGCUGCACGCCACCAAGCGGCGGCUGCUCAGCUCCAGCGGGGCCUCGGAGGGUAGCCCGUCGGGGAGCCCCGUGGCCAGCUACAAGCCGGCCCCUCCCAGGGACAAGCUGCCCGACACUCCUCGCCGCCGCAUGAAGAAGAGCCUCUCUGCCCCCCUGCACCCGGAAUUUGACGAGGUCUACAGGUUGGGGGCCGAGAGUCGGAAACUACUCCUGCGGGAACCAGUGGAUGCCAUGCCCGACCCCACCCCGUUCCUGCUGGCCAGGGAGUCCGCCGAGAUGCACCUCGUCAAGGAGAGGCCCCUGGUCAUCCCCCCCAUCGCCUCUGACCGGGGCUCCAGCGAGCAGCACAGCCCGGCCCGCGAGAAGCAGCACAAGGUCCACGUGGGCGUGGCCCACCGCAUCCCCCACGGGGCCGCGCUGCAGGCCCCGCCGGAGGUGGAGACGCUGGCGGUCGACCAGGUGAAGGGAGGCAAAGUCGUCAGGAAGAACUCAGGGGCGGACAGGACUGUGUGAGGCCUGCCAGGCGCCCUUCACCCUUGGCUGUCCACGCACUGUGACCCCCACUGGGGAAAGCCCAUCCACCCGCCCCCGUUUCCUUUCAUUCUCACGCAUGCCAAAUUGUUUUCCGGCCCGUCAACAGAUUACUCCCCCCACUCCACUUGCUCUUACACCAAAACGUGAUUGUGUCCCUGCUGCUGCUGCAGACACCUGUUUACUAACCGCCGUGGCCAAACACCCGCGUGCCGAAUGGCUUGCUUCUCCGCCCCGCUCCGCACGUCUCCGCGUGCUCGGCCGGAGCGAGGGCCGCAGCUGCACGCUGCUCACGGCAGUGAGCUCAGGUAGCCACGCGUGUGUCCCGGGCUGCCCGUGCAGGGCGGCCCUGCUCCCUCCUGAGCCCGUAACCUCCUUCAGACCCUCCCCAGGGCGACACCGUGACCGAGCGGCUGUAUCUGUAUGUCACAGGCACUAAAUAAGAUGACGUUACUCCUUCUAUCACCGCCACCUGAAGUGUGUUCAUAUUUUUUGUUAGUUUUCUCCAAAAUGUUCAAGAUCCCAACAAACUUUAUUUUCUAAACCUGC